Molecule: messenger RNA, 8463 nt
Organism: Triplophysa rosa
Lineage: Eukaryota; Metazoa; Chordata; Actinopteri; Cypriniformes; Nemacheilidae
Gene: jmjd1cb
Product: jumonji domain containing 1Cb
Exons: 27
Coding region: 191-7684 (2497 amino acids)
Biological process (GO): regulation of transcription by RNA polymerase II
Cellular component (GO): chromatin; histone deacetylase complex
Molecular function (GO): chromatin DNA binding; transcription coregulator activity; histone H3K9 demethylase activity
Source: RefSeq, a predicted model, not a curated record
UGUUCAGUUUCUCGGAGCGCGAGAGCGACCAUUCACGGGUGGAGGCUGAGAGAAAUUUAAAUCCCCCGGGCUGCGGUCGUCAAGCGAAAAGGCGAGAAAAUCACGGUGGUUUCUUUCGUUCUGUUUAGCACGCAGUCGUGACGGUGUAAAUGUGCUGUCGGUGUUGAGGGCUUCGAGGGUUUUGUUCGCCAUGGUGGUCGGGAAGCGGUUCCUGUGCGUGAGCGGAGAGGAGCCGCUGGAGCCCGCGCACAUCGCGCGCUGGUCCUGGCGAGCCGGAGUCAUCCGAGCCGUCACUCACCGAGACCACGACAACCCCGAGCUGACGGUAUAUGUGGAGUUCGAUGACCUUGAGUGGGACAAGCGUGAGUGGGUGAAGGUGUACGAAGACUUCCAGGUGUUUCUGCUGGAGCAUCAGCUGGUUUGGGCCAAACGGAAGGAGGGCGUCCAGCUGCAGGGGACAAAAGCCAAACAGAUCCAGUGGCCGGCCCUGACAUUCAAGCCUCUGGUGGGAAAGACAGUGCUUAGCUCCAUCACAGCCCUUGAGUUCUUCUCUGACAGACGGCUGGACUUUCUGACGGAUGAAGGAGUCUAUCAGCCCUAUCAGGAUGAGUUGGACAGUUUAAGUCCUGUUCUCAGAGACUGCCCACAGCUUCAUGAAGAAGUCAAAGCCUGGGUCAAAGACCAGAAGGUUCAGGAAAUUUUUAUGCAAGGUCCCUAUUCAUUGAAUGGCUAUCGUGUACGAGUCUACAGGCAGGAUUCAGCCACCCAGUGGUUCACGGGCAUCAUCACCCAUCACGAUCUGUUCAGUCGCACUAUGGUUGUCAUGAACGACCAGGUACUAGAGCCUCAGAACGUUGACCCCUCUAUGGUGCAGAUGACAUUUCUCGAUGAUGUGGUACAUUCAUUACUAAAAGGAGAGAACAUCGGCAUCACGUCUCGACGCAGGUCUCGCUCCAGUCAGAACAGCAACACUGCCCAUCAGACCACAGGAGGGAGACCAAGCGGCUCGACAGGAAUCACUCAGGGUCAUUACACGCGCGCCCAAGCCAACAGCCCCAGACCGGUCAUGAAUUCGCCCGGCUCCGCCCCGAAACCGGCCUCUCAGCAGCAACAAUCCCAGCAUGCACAGCCGCAGGUAUCCCAGCAACACCAGCAGCAGCCGUCACCGGGUCAACAGCGCGGCUCACGCUCUUCGCGACGGAAAGGCUCCGACAGCAGCGUACCAGACGAUGAAAAGAUCAAAGAUGAAAAACCAGAUGGUGGAGGGAAAGAUUCUUCUAAAACCAAAAGCAAGACAAACAAGAGGAGAAAGGCAGAUGAGGAGGACAAGAAGAGUGGUCUCAAACGACUCAAAACAGAAGCGUCAGACCUGUCGGAGAGCAGCGACUCGGAGAUCUCCAACAAGCGGAGCGUGGACUCGUCCUCAGAGCAGAGUUCAGAGAAUGAGCUCAGAUGCAAGAACACUUCCAAAGCUCCAGAAGACGAGGAGAAAUCCCAGGGCUCCCAGUCAGUGGAUAUGUUGAGUGUAAGCACCAGACUGUCUCGUUGGGACGAGAUGCAGGUGACAGAGAAAAGCGGUAAGCCUGUGGCUGUGGAGGUGGCUCAGCGGGCGGACAGUGAGCGGAGAUCUCCGCUGCCCCCUCAGGACUCCUCCUGCAUGCAGAACCAGGGCUCGGGGCUGACCGAGGUCCAAAGCUGCAUUGUGGAGAUGAAGAGCACUGUGAAAACCCUCCCCAAGGACCAUUACAGCCCAGGGACGCCUCUGACGCAUACGCCCAAAUGUGUGAUAGAUAUCACGGAGGACGCCAACAUGACACCCAGUUCCAGAGAGAGCUCGGAGGCCGUAUCGGCCCUGCUGGCAUCUCAGAAAGGUGACGUGUAUGGCCCUGAGUCCAGACAGCAGAACGCCCGCGGCAUUACCGGCAAAAUCGAAUUCGCCCACUCGGAGGUCAUACGGCCAGUGACGUCAGUGAGCGAGUCAGCAGCUCUGGGUGAGAGAGGGAAGCUCCAGAAGCAGUACGCAUCUAUGGUCAUUAAAAAUGCCUUGCUAACAGAAGACAUCAGAAAACCUCAUAAACUCAGUCCCUCCCCUGACUUACCCAAACCCAAAUCCAACUCAUCCCCCGACAUCCUCAAGCCCAAGUACACUCUCUCACCUGACAUCAUAAAGUCAAAAGCUCACAGCGUUCUCGACUCCUCCAAGCCCAAACCAAAUAUAUCCCCUGAGGUGUCCAAACAUAAACCGCGUCACCCUGACAACCUUCUCACCGCAGGUCGCUCUGCACUCAAACUCGAACAGGACAUACCUCGCUCCAGUUUCAAACCUGUGCCCCCACGCGGCACGCUGUCCGAAUCCGCUAAAAGCCAGCUUAUGGUUGAAAAAAACGAGCAUUUCACGGUUUAUAGAGACCCUGCCUUGGUUCGGCCGGAGUCGGAGAACAACCACGUGACUUACCUUCAUCCCCACCUCCAUUCGCUUCACACCUCCUCUCAUGGGACGUGUCUGACGCCCAGCUCGCACCACCCGUCCCAUCUCCUCCCUUCUUCUUCCAUCGGUCAUCCGGUGCACCACCCACACCUGCUGCCCAGCGGGCUGCCCACUAUUCCACCAGGCUCCAUCCUGAGUGGUCAUCCCCGGCUGGACUCUGGGCUCGGACACCUGACCCUGGCCCACCAUCAUCCCCACCAGCAGCAGCAGUUCCUCCAGCAGCAGCUGCCGCCCUCAUCACUGCUGGCGCAGACGCACGGAGGCUCAUCCUACAACCAGAUCGGACUCUACCCCAUCAUCUGGCAGUACCCCAACGGUGCCCACUCCUACUCGCCCGGGUACAAGUGGGUUCAUCCGGAAAAUGCUGUCAAUUCAGACUCCAGCCUGCGCAGGAACACCCCCAGCCCGUGGUUACACCAGCCCACCCCUGUAUCCUCUGCAGACAGCAUGGGCAUUUUGAGCCAUGUUCCUUGCAGACCAGCCAGUGCUGAACCCUAUCGACCCAUCAAGAUCAGCUCACACUCCAGCCCACCGCUCUCGAAAACCCCAGGAGAACUCCACAAAGAAGAGCGGGAGAAGAAUGUGUUUGUGAAUCCAAUGCGUGGCCUGGCCACCAGCCACCUGAAGCAAGAGCCGGACCGCAGCCGGACGCCCACCAAUAAAGAACUGCACCGUCUCUACAUGGAGUCCCCCCACGGCAAACAACAACCACCAUCAUCAUCACCCAUGCCUCAAGAGUCUGACCGCAACAGAAAAUACAAAGAAGAGAACCGUCUCAUCCUGAAAGAGAGUAUAGAGGUGGCCCCCUACACUGCCAAGAUCCGCUCCGGGGAGUCUGAGCGUGAACAUUACUCUCGCCUUACCUCACAGUCCAAAAGCCACGAGAAAGAGGUGGAGCACUCGGAUCUGUACAAGUACAAACACUCGGUGUCCCAGUCCCUUCCUCAAACCAACUACUUCACCACACUGUCUAACAGCGUCGUGAAUGAGCCGCCGCGACUUUACUCAUCCAAAGAUUCUUACUUUGAUAAGGUGCCCCCAGCGUCCAGCCCCUUGUCUCUGAGCACUUACAGCUCAACCCACAGCAAGUCCCUGUCCAAGCCUCCCCCGCUCAUUAAACACCAGCCAGAGACAGAGGGGCUGAUGGGUAAGAUCACAGAGCAGCUCAGUCAACAGCUGCCCGUGCACUCACUCAGUACCUCAGUGGUGACGUUCACUGAGCGCUGUAGCCCGGCCAUCUCUCCGUCUGCUCAACCCAAAGGUAUGCCGGCCCUGCGUCGAGCUCCCGUGUUUCACCCGCCCACCCAACAGACACCUGACCGCAAGGAAGUAGCCUUUGGCCGUCUUUCCCCACCUACGCUCACCCCCAUCCAACCCGUCAGCUCGGCCGGAAAGGUGUCAGAGCAGCAGAAGCCGCCCACCCUGCUCCCAGAGCUCAGAGACGAGAAGAGCAGAGCCGAGCCGGAGGCCUGGAGGACCGGAGGAGAACCGAAGAGCCACGAUAAAAUGAUUCGACAGUCAGAGAACAGCCAAACCAAGCCGCAGGUAGCCAUGGCAUCUGUUAUCGUCCGACCUUCUACUUGCAUAAAGUACGACGGCUCGCCGGGUCCCAAGAUGACCUCCAAAGAGCCGCCCGGUGGUAGAAUGUUUGCCGGCCGGCCUCAGGCAGUGGUGGAGAGCUGGGAAUCCGGCAGAGUCAUCCUACCCAACACAAACCUGGAGGAUGCCAGUGAUCAGUACAAGAAAAACUUGAUGAGAGUAACUCAGAGUAGUGUUUCCAGCUCAGCGCUGCCUGUGGUUCAUUUAGUGAGUGAUGAAAGCACUUCCACCGCCACUAGCGGGUUUAGCCUGGAGAAUCAUAGUAGAGGAGAAGAGCUGUCCUUCCCCGUCUCUGGCAUAAGCAGUAGUAUCAGACCGGAGAGCUCUGUGUCUAAAACUCCCACCAUCACUGAGUCACAGGAGGGCAGCUCAAGAACCACUUCACCUACUGCCGCCUCCGCGCAGGCCUACUCCAGGAACUUUGUUCACCUGAAGAAGGCCAAAGCAGCUCUGGCUGCGGCUCAUUCCCUCGGCUCCAGCAGCGCCUCAGAGAGCGAGAGCGGUAGUGUCCGAUCCUCUCAGGACUCGCCCACCAUCAUCCAGGACAACACUACGCAAGGCAACCCCGCCAGCAAAGCCAGCCCGUUACCCAACGGACAGCCAGUGCAGGUGUGCCAACAAAACUACCACAAGCUGAAGAAAGCCUGGCUCACACGCCACUCUGAGGAGGACAAAAACACCAACAAAUCUGAAAAAGGCACCAAUGACAUUUCAGAGCUAAUAAAGCCAUGCACCGUUAGCCUGAUCGCAGGAUCUGCCUCUGCUGAUGUGGACUUGAGCAAAGACGGCAAAGGACAAGAGGACAAGCUGUCACCGGAGGACAGAAAGACACGGCGCGGGCCCAAGCGUCCGUACGAAUCAGCCUCGGAGAGCGGAGACGACUCGGACUCUAGCGAGAGUAAGCUUGAACAGAGGACUAAACGGCAACCCAAACCCACCUACAAAAAGAAGCAGAACGACAUGCAGAAGAGAAAGGGAGACAAUGAGAAGGACGACGACGAGGUGAAGACGAACUGUAUCUUCCGGAGUGCCAAGGAAAAAACCAAACUUAAGCUGGCCAGCACCAAUGGUAUUCCGCGGUCAGUGCUGAAGGACUGGAGGAAGGUGAAGAAGUUAAAGCAGACGGGUGAAUCCUUCCUGCAGGACGACUCGUGUUCAGAGAUCGGAUCCAACUUACAGAAGUGUCGAGAGUGUCGCUCCAUCCGCACAAAGAAAGGAGAAGAGCCUGCCCACUCGCCCGUCUUCUGUCGCUUCUAUCACUUCCGCCGGCUCUCUUACAGUAAGAACGGAGUGAUCCGGAUCGAUGGCUUCUCGUCUCCUGAUCAGUAUGAUGAAGAGGCUCUCGGUCUCUGGGCUUCAGAUUCUUAUGAAGAAAACACUCUGGAUCUGGACACCUCCAAAUAUAUCCUCAGCUACAUCGGUGACAAGUUCUGUCAGCUGGUCAUGACUGAGAACACAGCGGCCACGUGGAUCAAGAAAGAUGUCAAGAUCGCGUGGAAGCGAGCGGUGAGCGGGGUGAGAGAGAGCUGUGAUGCGUGUGAAGCCACCUUGUUUAACAUUCACUGGGUCUGCCAAAAAUGUGGAUUUGUGGUGUGUUUGGACUGUUACAAGGCCAAAGAGAAGAAGAGCUCCAAAGACAAAGAGCUGUACGCCUGGUUGAAGUGUGUCAAGGGACAACCACACGAUCACAAGCACCUGAUGCCAACACAGAUCAUUCCUGGAACUGUUCUGACAGAUCUGCUGAACGCUAUGCACAUGCUCAGGGAGAAGUACAGCAUUAAAUCCCACUGCUCGUGUACGGGGAAACAGAACGCUCUUCUCAACAAACUGCCCUCCACCAAUGGCGUCUCCCAGGUUUUGCAGAACGUGCUCAAUCACAGCAACAAGUUCUCUGUGUGUAAGUCUGAUGGAGGGCAGCAGAAUUCUCCGGUGAAGGUGGAGGCUAACGGUGGGAGCAGUCCGGCCAGCGACAACAGGGCCGACAGCAAGUUCACCCCGCCGGAGUCGCAGUCACCCCUGCACUUCCUGGCCGACCUGGCAGAGCAGAAGUCCCGCGAGGAAAAGAAGGAGAAUAAGGAGUUAUGUGUAGGGAAGAUAAGAGAGGAGAAGGAGCAGACUGAUGCUUUAGAGUCUCUACACAGUAAAGCAUCACCUCUGGAGCCGGGCUCAACCCUGCGUGAUCUCCUCACCACCACCGCUGGAAAACUGCGCCUGGGCUCAACGGAUGCAGGCAUCGCAUUCGCACCCGUCUACUCCACUGCAUCUCAGAUUGUGAAGAGUGGCCGCAGUAUGCCCAACAUCCUGGAUGACAUCAUCGCCUCUGUGGUGGAGAACAAGAUCCCGGCGGGCCGCGGCAGUAAGCUGAACCUGAAGCACGAGCCUGUGGACGAGUCCAAAGCAGAGAAGCAGAAAUGUUCAGAGGUGUACGCAGACAUCCCUCACUGCUGGCUCCACGAGCGCAGACUCCUCUGGCUGAAAGAUCAUCGCAACACCCACAACUGGAAACUCUUCAGAGAGUGCUGGACACACGCUCAGCCCGUGCUGGUGUCUGGAGUACACAAGAAGCUCAACAGCAGUCUGUGGAAAGCCGAGUCCUUCAACCAGGAGUUUGCUGACCAUCAGGGAGAUCUCUUGAACUGUAAGGAUGGAGUGAUGUCCAACUCGGGCAUCAAGGAAUUCUGGGAUGGUUUUGAGGACCUGACGAAACGGCCCAAAUCUAAAGACGGGGAGAGUGUUGUGUAUCGUCUGAAGGACUGGCCGUCAGGAGAGGAGUUUAUGGCUCUCAUGCCCUCCAGGUAUGAUGACCUCAUGAAGAAUCUCCCAAUGCCAGAGUAUUCAGAUCCUGAGGGAAACCUCAACCUGGCCUCUCAUCUGCCCACCUUCUUUGUCCGGCCGGACCUGGGCCCUCGCCUGUGCUGCGCUUACGGUGUCGCAGCCUCUCAGGAGCAAGACUUUGGCACUGCUAACCUGCACAUGGAGGUGUCUGACAUCAUCAGCGUGCUGGUUUAUGUGGGCGUGGCCAAAGGCAAUGGUGUCCUCUCAAAGACAGGAGUACUGAAGAGGUUAGAGGAGGAAGAUCUGGACGACAACGUAAAGAAAAGAUUAAAGGACUCGAGCGAGACUCCUGGAGCCUUGUGGCACAUCUACACCAGCAAAGACGGCGAGAAGAUUAAAGAGUUUCUGCACAAGGUGGCGAAAGAGCAGGACUUGGAGAUACCAGUAGACCAUGACCCGAUCCGUGAGCCCGGCUGCUACUUGAGCCGUAAACUGCGUCAGCGACUGCUGGAUGAACACGGCAUUCAGGGCUGGACUGUGGUGCAGUUUCUGGGAGAUUCGGUUCUGAUUCCGGCUGGAGCUCUGCAGCAGGUGCAGAAUCUUCACAGCUGUGUCCAGGUCAUCAAUGACUUCGUCUCCCCGGAGCAUGUGGUGCAUUCAUUCCACUUAACCCAGGAGCUGAGGUCCUCAAAAGAGGAAAUCAACUAUGAAGAUAAGCUGCAGGUCAAGAACAUCUUUUACCACUGCGUGAAGAAUGCAGUCGGAGUAUUAAAGAGGUGCUGUGAGGAGGAGGAGGAGGAGGGAGAGGAGGUGAACUCAUGACACCGGGAACGCCCGGGAACACUUACCCCAAAUAUAUGCACACUAACGCUCACACGACCAACCUCCAGUGCCAAGCAGAGAUGACAGCGGGAAACUGUAUUUAUUCGUUACUGACACACCAUAGCAGUAUGACUGUGAUCCACACGCAGCACACCUGAAGAUAAUGCGACAGCGCCCCGGCUGUCCCAGUAUUCCUUUGUCUAUUUGUUUGUUGCCCUUUUUUGUUCUUUCAUAUUGUACAGUUUCAGUGGAGAAUCGUAUUUAUUUUUUGGAGCUCUGCGCUCUGAUCCAGAUCAAAUGUAAAUGUGACUUGUACAGUUUGCUAAUGGAUUUGUGAUGCGCUCACUACUUUGAAAUUACUGUGAGAGAAAGAGAAAUCAGCCGUCUCAUGUGCUCAUGCCAUAUAUCUUUUGAGAAAACGAACUGCCAAACAAUUGUAAACAUUGUACAGUUCUAUUAUGUAAAGAAAGAAUAACACACUUCAGCAUUUUAUUAAGAAGUAUUCACUGUAAAAAUGGAGACAUUAACAAAAAAGUUGUAAUUUAUUUAAGAAAACUCUCAUUUCUCCUUUUUAUGUUCAGAUUUACUAUGGUGAACUUUUGAAGUUCAGUGAAAAAAUGGAUAUCUUACUAUGCUGUGUAAAUAUAUACAUAUAUACAUUCACUGAUGUAUUUUUUUAAGACAUGGCUUGCUUCGAUUUCAAAUUUUAAAGUGCAAGUGUUACAUGCUUUGUACAUUGAAGUUCAAAGGGGUUUUACAUUUUCCAUUAAAAUGGAUUU